GCUGCAUCAUGGGCUGAUGCUGGGGCGGCAUCAUGGGCUGAUGCUGGGGCGGCAUCAUGGGCUGAUGUUGCUGGGGCUGCAUCAUGGGCUGAUGCUGCAUCAUGGGCUGAUGCUGCUGGGGCUGCAUCAUGGGCUGACGCAUCAUGGCUUGAUGCUGCUGGGGCUGCAUC
Effrenium voratum is the source of this 170-nucleotide messenger RNA. NCBI's taxonomy places the organism in Eukaryota, Dinophyceae, Suessiales, Symbiodiniaceae. The record is from the annotation of a GenBank genome assembly.